CAUGAUCAUGGACCGUAGCACUUGAGAGUAAAAUGGGUUGGAGAGCCAAUGGGUUUGCUAAUAAUGACUGAUGAACAAAACUUGAAAAAUGAAUUCAUAGUUAAAUUUAUUGUGGCUGGUAUUUCUGGUGUGAUUUCAAAGACACUUCUUAGUCCUUUGGAUCGUAUUAAAAUAAUACUACAAACUCAAAAGUCACAUGUUGGACUUCAAGAUGGAACACAUAACUUACGCUACACUGGCUUACGUGAUGCACUUAUCCGUAUACCAAAACAUCAAGGAUUUUUAAGUUUAUGGCGUGGAAAUUGGAUUUCUACCGUUAAAUUUUUUCCACAACAAGCUUUGAGUUUUUCAAUUUAUAGUCAAGUAUCAAACCAAAAUAUAGUGAGGCAAUUGCCAUACAUCUGGAGUAAAUUACUUGCGGGAGCUGUAUCUGGAGGUUUAACAACAUUGUUACUAUAUCCAUUGUUUUUUUGCCAAACUAGAAUUUCAGCAGACACAGGUUCAAAUGUCAAAGGAGCUAUCCACCAUCGAACAUACACUGGUCUAACUCAAUGCAUUAUUAAAACCAUUAAGCUUGAAGGUUUUUUUGGAAUUUAUUCUGGGAUGUGUUGUACAGUAAUAGGUUUUGCUUUAAAUAAAUCACUUUAUUUUGCAUUCUUCGAUUAUGGAAAAUUGUUAUGGACAAUAAAACACCCAAAUAGUUCACCACAAGAGCUACCACCAUUUCUUGUGUUGUUCAGUAUUGCUCAGGUAGCGGCAUUUAGUAGUUCCACACUCACGUAUCCGUUAGAUACUAUAUCAAAACGAUUAAUGCUUCAAUCUGGAAAACCAGAAAAAUAUCGUGAAUAUAGAGGAAUGAUUAAUUGUAUGGUAUCUAUAUAUCGACAGUAUGGUUUCAAGGAAUUUUUCGCAGGAAAUUUCACAAACUCUGUGAGAAGUUUAGGUGGUGCACUUGUGUUGGUCAUCAAUGAUUCAAUACUAUACUCUUUAGGUUAUUUAUAA
Messenger RNA from Chrysoperla carnea, 1002 nucleotides. RefSeq names its product ADP/ATP translocase 4-like. Gene Ontology annotation, molecular function: ATP:ADP antiporter activity. Gene Ontology annotation, cellular component: mitochondrial inner membrane. The transcript is spliced from 4 exons. Gene Ontology annotation, biological process: mitochondrial ADP transmembrane transport; mitochondrial ATP transmembrane transport. The record is from RefSeq and is a predicted model, not a curated record. NCBI's taxonomy places the organism in Eukaryota, Metazoa, Arthropoda, Insecta, Neuroptera, Chrysopidae. The coding region runs from base 49 to 1002 and encodes 317 amino acids.